ACAACACAGCCUGCACGUAGGUGUGCGACCCUUCCACAGCGUCUACAGAUCACCAUGGCAGCUCGUACAUUAAAGAACGUCAGUGCAACCUGAUCCUUGGUAACUGCCAAUCAUGGGCAACAGUGCCUGACUAACCCCACCCACCCGUCUUAUUCCUCCAAUGUGAUUGGGUAAUGAAAAUGUCCUUCUGGCAGCAGGUAGCUUGCUGAAUGCAGGUACUGUAAAAAAAAAAAGAUACACAAGUCUGGGAAGCUGCAUAUCUAACGUAACUUCACCACUGCAAAGCUUAACCCCAUGAAGAACAUCCAGGAGAAACAGGUCGCAGGUAAAGCCUCUUGAAAUCCCAACCUCGCUACUCCUGGAAAUGGCUAACAACACAAUCACUAUAACUAGGGAGGAGUUAGAAGAACUCAGAGAAGCAUUUGACAAAGUUGAUACAGACAACAGCGGACAUGUUAAUGACUAUGAGCUCCAACAGUUGUUCAAAGAAGCAAAUCUCCCACUGCCAGGCUACCGCGUGAGAGAGAUUAUAGAGAAGAUUUUCACAGCAGCUGACAGCAACAAGGAUGGCAAAAUUGACUUUGAGGAGUUUGUAGCAUUAGCGCAGGAAAUUAAAAGUAAAGAUGUGAGUCGAUCAUUCCGAAGAUCAGUUACCAGGAAGCAAGGGAUAACAGCCUUAGGAGGGACCUCAAACAUUUCCAGCCAGGGAACACAGCAUUCAUAUUCAGAUGAAGAGAAAGUGGCUUUCGCAAACUGGAUAAAUCAAGAGCUGAUAGAUGACCCAGACUGUAAGCAUAUUCUACCCAUGGAGCCCACCAACAGCAGCCUGUUUACAUCCCUCAGGGAUGGCAUUUUACUGUGCAAAAUGAUCAACUUGUCCCAGCCAGACACUAUUGAUGAGAGGGCUAUUAACAAGACUAAACUGACACCAUUCACUAUUUCAGAAAAUAUCAAUUUGGCUCUGAAUUCCGCUUCUGCCAUUGGCUGUACAGUAGUAAAUAUAGGUGCACACGAUUUACAAGAAGGAAAAGCACACUUGGUGCUUGGGCUCCUAUGGCAGAUCAUUAAGGCUGGUUUGUUUGCUGACAUUGAAAUCUCCAAGAAUGAAGCUCUGAUUGCAUUACUAAAAGAUGGGGAAAACCUGGAAGAUUUGAUGAAACUGUCCCCUGAAGAGCUCCUGCUGCGCUGGGUGAACUACCACCUCACCAAUGCUCAGUGGCCAAAUAUAAAAAAUUUCAGCAGUGACAUAAAGGAUUCCAAAGCAUACUUCCAUUUGCUAAGACAGAUUGCCCCCAAGGAUGAUGUGUUCAUAGACUUUGCUGGGUUUAAUGAACCCAACGAUAUAAAGCGGGCCGACUACAUGCUGAACCAAGCAGACAAAGUGGGGGGCCGGCAGUUUGUCACAGCAUCCGACGUGGUUUCAGGAAACCCAAAACUGAACUUAGCUUUUGUAGCAAAUCUGUUCAACAUGUUUCCAGCUCUGCACAAAACCAGUGGGUAUGACUUUGAUUCAAUAGAAGGAGAGACAAAUGAGGAGAGAACUUUCCGGAACUGGAUGAAUUCACUUGGUGUGAGUCCCUAUGUUAACCAUUUAUACAGUGACCUGACCGAUGCUUUAGUCAUCUUCCAAUUAUACGAGCGCUCACGGGUGUCAGUUGACUGGGAUCGUGUCAACAAACCUCCAUUUCCACCUCUUGGAGCACACAUGAGAAAGAUAGAGAAUUGUAAUUAUGCCGUUGAACUGGGAAGGAACAAAGCCAGAUUCUCUUUAGUGGGUAUAGGUGGCCAUGAUCUCCAUGAAGGCAAUCGCACCCUCACUCUGGCCUUAGUGUGGCAGCUAAUGAGGAGGUAUACGCUAAAUGUGUUAUGCGAUCUUGGAGAAGGUGAAAAGAUUGAUGACAGAACUAUUAUCAAUUGGGUGAAUCAAACUCUCAAAGAUGCUAACAAGGAUACCUUAAUCACCAGCUUCAAGGAUAAGUCCAUUAGCACCAGCCUGCCUGUGCUUGAUUUAAUUGAUGCCAUUGAACCUAAAGCUGUCAAUGCAGAAAUGGUAAAAAGGAAGAAUCUUUCAGAAGAGGACAAAAUGAAAAAUGCUAAGUAUGCUGUUUCCAUUGCCAGAAAAAUCGGAGCCCGGAUAUAUGCCCUGCCUGAUGACCUAGUAGAGGUGAAACCAAAAAUGGUGAUGACAGUAUUUGCUUGUCUUAUGGGCAAGGGACUGAACAAGUUAAAAUAACGGAUACAUUCUACUCCAUGUAUUGCCAUUUGAUAGGCAGAGAGCCUUAAGAGGAACAGAACUGUCCUUUUCAUGAAUGUCAAAGCUAUGGUACAUAAAAUGUGUAUGCAAUUAUGGAAAUGGAAUAGAUUAUUUCAGCCUUCUGAAAACAUAUGUAAUAUAGAAUAAUGCUGAAUAAUCUCUGUUUAUUAUACCAUGAUUGGUUGUAACCAGAAUCUUACUACCUACACUUUUUUCACAUGGAAAUGAUGAAGGCCCAGGCAAUUGUCACAUGAC
Molecule: messenger RNA, 2509 nt
Organism: Nanorana parkeri
Lineage: Eukaryota; Metazoa; Chordata; Amphibia; Anura; Dicroglossidae
Gene: PLS1
Product: plastin 1
Exons: 16
Coding region: 365-2233 (622 amino acids)
Biological process (GO): actin filament network formation; actin filament bundle assembly
Cellular component (GO): cytoplasm; actin filament bundle; actin filament
Molecular function (GO): calcium ion binding; actin filament binding
Source: RefSeq, a predicted model, not a curated record